AGAACUUCUCUCUUAAUCCAAGAAUGUAGAACAGCGAAGUUUGUAAGCUAAUUUUAAGUUUUUCUUCUUAAAAAUUAAAUUUUUGAAUAUUUUAGACGCAAUGUAGGUUGAAAAAACAGUUGCGUCAGUUGUGCCCGUAGCAUCAUCCAUGCGCGGCACAGUGACUUCACCAAACGACCACAUUCACAAAUCCACCCGCGCCUCUUGAACUCGCAGCGAAGAGUUGGUAGUAGGAGAGGAAAAAAAAGCGAAACAGCUCUUCCAAGUCGUGACUCUACCACCACACUCUCGCAUCGGAACCCCGAGAGCCGGCACAUUGCGAGUGCUUCGUGCAGCGCACCGUCGAAUCAUUCGGUUCCAUUCCGUGGUCAUGGCAAGUCGCGUCUGUCGUCAGUGAAACGUUGAUGAUUUUUUCGUGCUUACCAGUGCAAGAAGUUAAGGACGAGUGAGGAUUUUGUUUUAAAAAAUCCACAUUGGAUUUGAGAGUGACUCACAAGUGAAUCUCUAGAAGAGUGUUUGUGGUUUGAAAAUACUGCAAAAAGGGCUUCCUUCUUGCCCCUUUUAUUUAUAUACAUUUCCGAUAUUUUAAACACCUGUCUGUUUGAUGAAAAAUUUAAAGAGCGGAAGGUGGCUAUUGGUGCGUGACAUUGCAUUCAAGUUUUCACAAAAAUAACGACAAAAAUAAAAUACACGAAUAAAAGUGCUUUGAAUGUUUGUUGAAUCAAUAAAAUUUUCUUGUGCUACAUAAUGUGAAUGUUAGACACAGAAUUUUCCAAAGUACCCACCGAACUGUUGUUCAUGACCCUAUCGCCAUGGUAACAUUAUGGUGAUGUUAAAGUAACUUGUGAAUGAAACAAAAAAAAUAUAUAACACUUCAAGGGAAAAAGAUUGGCAAAAGUGAACAUAAACACAAAAAAACUCCCAUCGAAGAAAUCGAAGAAAAUAGGGAAAAGAAUUCCAUAAAAGACCUCAAACAUUGAACAAGAAGAACAAAAUGUCUCGAGCAUUGAUAGUGUUUCUCGUGGUGAUAAACUCUUGGUCAGUUCUUGGUGUGUCCAUCACCAAGUCUGCCUAUAGGGAUGUUGUGGUGGAGAUUGAGGAUUCCGUUCCUCGCGAGCAGUGCGUCACAAUUCUCACGGAAUUGGAGGCUUCCUUGGCAUCGGCAUCGCAAUUUCUCUUCUCAGCUCUCGAUGGACGAGCAUACUUUGGCGAAAUUACCGUGAUAAUUCCUACCACGUGGCCCGAAGUGUGCCUCCCGCCAAAUCGCACCGUAGUGCCAGCUAGUGGUGAACACAGCGACAUCACCGUGACCUCAAUCCAUCCCAUACACAGCGAAGCAGUGUGGACACAGCAAUCUGGUGGAUGUGGCGAAGCUGGCGAACAAAUUUUCAUGAGCUACACCGGCCUCAAUCGAGCAACGUUCGACAAAGAACUCGUGCGUGAGUGGGCAAAAUAUAGAUAUGGGAUUUUCGAUGAGAGAGGAUUUGCUCGUGAUCCCGUCUACCCGAAAUGCUUCAUGACGGACAAACGCCAUGUAACUGCAUGCUCAGAUUCCUCAAUUAAUCCUGAUGGGGUUUGCGAGGAUAAUCUUACAAAUUACAACACCUCAGCUGCUGUUGAUCCAAAUGCACGCACAAGUCUCAUGUAUGCUGCUGAAGCUCCCAACGUGGUGAUGUUCUGCGACGAAGGCAAUCACAAUAGAUUCGCACCCACAAAGCACAAUCAUCUCUGUGGCCGCCAAAGUACUCUCGAAGUUAUCCUGAAGCAUGCUGAUUUUGCCAACAGCAAUAUGGUUUCGGUAACAUCUCCCUCCUCCAUCGUCAAUACCCAUCCAAUCUUUGUGUACAAAAAGCGAACAACCACGCGUUAUGUGAUUGUCAUCGAUGAAACUCAGGAUAUGCAAAUCCGUGAAUCCUGGAGCUUCCUCCGAAAUGCCAUACGCAAGUGGGUAGUCUAUGAUCUCCCACGCAAUACGGAAGUUGGUGUUGUGUUGGCUAAUGACACGGCUGCUGACAAAAUUCUCCAAAUAUCUUCACUCCUUGUGCCCAAGACAAGAGAUCUCGUUGCUUCAUUCAUUCCCUAUUCGCCAAAUGACUCAAGGCAACCUGCAUGCGUGAACUGUGCCGUGAGAGAUGCCAUUAGGAUGCUACGUGAAAGGAGUAGGCUAAUUGGGCCAGCUAGCAAUGUUGUCCUUAUAAUCGCACCAGGAAUGGACUACAACACUGACCAUCACGCUCUAUCCCUGGAAGCAAAUUCAGCCAAAGUUAGAAUCGUCACCAUUAACUAUCCAGGUGUUAUUCGUCGACAACCUUUGGAUAUACUGGCAUCAAAAACUGAUGGCUCUUCGUAUACGAUAAUGGAGAACAAAUACAACGGCGAAAAGACAUUCCUAUCAACUUACUUUGAUCUCACAAAUGUCCUUUUUCAUAUUGGCACCCAAUAUUACGAAGGAAACCCAUCAGAUCUUCCAGUGGAGAUCCACAGAAAAGAACUCGUUGAUAUAGUUGAGGAUGCUAACUCUGCAAAGAGGAUCAGUCGCUUGAUUACGGGUAGUUUCAUGUUAGACAACUCAAUGGGUAUUCCGUCGUCCUUCUUCGUUUACACGCACAACGUGGAGCAUCCUCUCAUUCAUGGUCUCAAGCUAAUCAGUCCAAAUGGAGUAGUUUACUCAACAAGAAGCGAUUCAAGGCUAUCUGUUAAGCAGCUCAUGAUUCCGGCAACAAUCAAUGAAACAGGCACAUGGACGUAUACAAUUGAGAGAUUCAAUGGAAAUCCUCAGCCACACUAUGUUCAGGUGAUGGUGACACCGAGAAAUGGGAAUGCAGCCGUAAUUAGAGCUAGAGCUUGGAUACAACGGAGUCAACAGGGUGGCCCUAUUCGAUUGUAUGCAGAAGUGAAGAAGGGCUUACUGCCAGUUCUAUCGGCACUCGUUGAAGUUCGCAUUACACGAAUGAAUGUCCAGUGCAAUGCCAGUAUUGACUGUUUCAAGAGGUUCAAGCUCUUGGAUACAGGAAGUGGUGAUCCUGAUGUAACCAAGGGUGAUGGCAUCUACUCACGAUAUUUCAGUAGCGCAGAAAUGGGCGUUGGAACGUACAAGUUUGAAGUGAUCGUAACGGAUAAUGGGAAUACGGCUUAUUCGCUUGCAGACGAAGCCUUUGCGAGGAAUUUGGAUGGAAAGGGUCAACCAUGCUGCGGUAGCGUUAUACCUGUCCCAUCUAAACAGCCACUACCACCAUUCCAGAGGGUCUUACCAGCUCUAACCGUCUUUGUCACCAAAGAACAAUCUGAUCUCGAAAGUAAGGAGAUUUAUGGAAGGAUAGGAGAUCUCAGAGCUGAGGUCUUGGAGGGAAUGAAAGUUCGCCUAAGUUGGACCUCACCUGAUCUCGGAGGCUUAAAUGUUGCACGGUAUGAAGUGAAGUAUGCCACAUCAAUUGAGGAUAUUGUGAAUAACUAUGAAACCGCUGCUAUUAUGUGGACGCACGAUCAACCAUUUGCAUUCUCAAUUGGUGAUGAGACAUCGUUCAUUCUCAAUAUGACCACUGAACCCGAACUAAUUGGUCAACCGCUGUACUUUGCAAUUCGCGGGUACGCACAACUCUCCAAAGAUGCCCUAGCCAGUCAAGUAUCCAACUAUGUGCGAGUAUUUGUGCAACGUCCUAGUCUCCCAUCAACUGCAGCACCAAAUUAUGCAACAGAUGGAAUCUACUCGUCAUGGCCUUUUGGGAAUGAUAGCGACAACACGGACAACUUCAUCCCUCGCAUUGCUCAAAGUAUCAACAUUGGCCUGGAACUCAUCAUACCAAUUAUCGGAGGAAUUAUCCUUCUGAUCGUACUCAUCUUCAUCUACUGCUACUGCUCAAUUGCAAAGCGGAGAUCCGGCAGUGGGGAGAAGAAGAAGACUCUCAAGCAAAUGAAGAAUGAAAGCAACCUUGUUAACGUAAUUGUUCCAUCUCCAAUGCAUCAGAAUCACCAAAAUAAUUUGCACACUGAAAAAUUGGAUAAUGACACAAUGCAGAACUACGAAGCACUCAAUGAUGUUCCGGAUUUGCAUACAGUUGGUGUCCCAAUUUACAGUCUCGAUGAUGAUCUCAGGGCCAAGAAUCGGUACUCCUUGGUCCACCAUCAGGAGCAGCAAUUGAUUGAGGAGCUCAAGCAAUCGCACCACAUGCAGAGGGACAUUCCAGUAUCAUGCCCCACAUAUGGUCCUCCUGGUGUUAGUAUAAUUUCUGCCAGUAAUACUUUAAGUCGCAAUGGACGUAUCCUUAGCCCCUACGAAUCCUGGACUGCAUCGCAACUACUUACCGAACACGAACGUCGUCAUAGUCCAACAGAUGAGCUACUCAUGCCCAAUGUAAAUGGUAUGGAGGGACUCGUGGAUAUGCCACCGAAUGAUCAGAUGUUGCUACUAAAUAACCACCACAAUCGCUCAGACUGCGUCUCUCUUUCGGGUAGCCACAUGGCGCCACCGGUUCCACCACUACCCUACAAUACAGGUGACUACCAAACGCAAUCGAACUACGUAAUCUACGGUAGGGGACAGAAUCAACCACCGCCGAUGUAUUCGGUCGUCAAUCGGGGAAAUUCAUCACCAGGUGCACCACCCCCGCAGCAGUUUGGUGUCAACAGCAGCCUCCAGGGUAGCCUAAAUUCGGUGAAUUCAAGUGAAAAGAAAAGGCGGAACGUGACCAUGGUGUAAGGCUCUGCGAGCGCCCCAAAGCUCCAUUGUGACUAGUCAGCAAAAAUCCCUAAUCGAUAGGCAUUAAUUUGUACUCAGAUCCUAUGUGUAUCUCAUAUCUCUGUAUUUUAGUAAGUAGAAAUUUUAAUGUAAUUUCGUCGUAAGGAAUCAAAGAAAUAAAGAUAAUAAAGAAUUAUGCGAUAUAUCAUGAAA
Molecule: messenger RNA, 4888 nt
Organism: Lutzomyia longipalpis
Lineage: Eukaryota; Metazoa; Arthropoda; Insecta; Diptera; Psychodidae
Product: calcium-activated chloride channel regulator 1-like
Exons: 4
Coding region: 995-4696 (1233 amino acids)
Source: RefSeq, a predicted model, not a curated record